AUGCAGUCCAUCCAACUGAUUCCAGCCCCCCCGGAUACGCCCGGCAAGCAGAAGGUGUCCGCAGUGGCAAGAGAUUCGCCUGAGCCGGCAGUGCACCAAGGCCAGGUCGUCACCUUUGGUGACUCGGGUCUCAAACGCGGACUCUCGGAGCGGCAAAUCUCCAUGCUCGCGUUAGCCAGCAUUAUUGGCGGGCCGGCUUUCUACUUGAUCGGAUAUGUAAUCCAUCUCUCUGGGCCCAUUGGCACCUUGCUUGCCUUUUGCCUCGUUGGGUUCAUUGUUUGGGCCCUGAUGCAAAGCAUCGGAGAAGUGACAACCAUGUUCCCGAUCGCAGGAGGCUUCAUCGAGCAUGCGACGCGGUUUGUGGACCCGUCAUUCGGCUUCGCCCUGGCUUGGAUCUAUUAUCUGAUGUGGUGUGUCCUGCUGGCGACGGAAUGGAGCGGCGCGAUCUUGGUUCUUGACUACUGGGUCUCGCCGGAGCAGAUGCCUAUCUGGGGCUGGUGCCUGAUCUUCUUCGGCUUUUUCACAGUGGUCACAAACUGUGGGGUCGUGGUCUACGGCGAAGUCGAGUACUGGCUCGGAUGGGCCAAGCUGCUGGCCAUCUUCGCUUGCUUUUUCAUCUCCUUCCUCGUCAACGUGGGCGCCUUUGGGAACGGGUAUGUGGGGCUGCGAUACUGGACUCCGCCAAACGGACCUUUUCAGGGCGGGCUCGGUGAUUUCGCACAGAGUUUGGUGACUGCAGCCGCCUUCUAUGUGGGCACGGAGAUCCUAUCCUUAGCCGCUGCGGAAACGCACCAGCCCCAGCGGGCGAUCCCCCGGGGCACCCGAAGUGUGGUGAUCCGGAUCUGUGUUGUCUUCAUUGGCCUUGCCUUUUGGCAGUCUAUCAUCUGCCCCGCCACUUCUUCCCAGCUCUUGCAGGCAGACAGCACGGUGGGAAUCUCCCCGUUCACCAUCGCCUUCACGCAGGUCGGCUGGGUGUCGUCAGGAGACUUCAUCAACGCCAUGUGUACCAUGGCCUUCAUUUCGGGGGUCAACGGCGCCGUGUAUGUGCAGUCGCGCGUGCUCUAUUCCAUGGCCUUGACUGGACGUGCGCCAAGGGUCUUUGCGCGGCUCUCGAAAGCGAAAGUCCCGUAUGUGGCGAUUGUGACCGCCAAUAUGUGGGGAUUCCUGACUCUCUUAAACCUCGGAGGCUCGGCCGGCGCCAUCUACUCCUACAUCGUGACGGUCGCCGGGUCCUGUGCGUAUAUCACCUGGGCUUGCAUCGUGUUCACCCACCUGCGCGUUCGCGGCGGCCUGGUUCGGCAAGGUAUCAGCCUCGACAGCAUCCCAUUCCGGGCUGCUGGCAGCAUCUGGAUCUAUCGCGGCAACUUCGUUCUGGUGAUCCUUCUCCUCUUAAUAUCCGGCUACACCAAGCUGACACCCUUUGACCGGGCGGGCUUUGUCUCGUCCUACAUCGCCAUCCCGACCUUUUUCGUUUGUUACCUGGGUCACAGGCUUUAUCACGGAUCUCAGUGGAUUUCACGGAAGGAUAUGGACCUGUCUAUGCGAAUGCCUCGUCUAGAAGAGGAAGAGGGAGGGGCUCAGUCGUGGAGGGGCAGAUUACACCGAUGGCUUCCGUGGUGAUGGAUGGGUUUCCAUUCUUGGGCCAUAAUGAUUUUCAUCAAAAUCUUCAGAGGCCAAGAUGCGACGCGGGAGAGAGGGGAGCUGGAGGGGGAAUGAGGGAAUUAGUGAGAUUGAUUAUGGUUUGCAGUUCCAGUGCAGUGCCAGCCACUAGUUAGCCAGGGUACUAGGAGGAUGCGGUAUCGGACAUGUCUUCAGUUACC
Aspergillus japonicus CBS 114.51 is the source of this 1820-nucleotide messenger RNA. RefSeq names its product AAT family amino acid transporter, variant. Gene Ontology annotation, cellular component: membrane. Gene Ontology annotation, biological process: amino acid transmembrane transport. Gene Ontology annotation, molecular function: amino acid transmembrane transporter activity. The coding region runs from base 1 to 1620 and encodes 539 amino acids. The transcript is spliced from 8 exons. The record is from RefSeq and is a predicted model, not a curated record. Lineage: Eukaryota; Fungi; Ascomycota; Eurotiomycetes; Eurotiales; Aspergillaceae.